Messenger RNA from Phytophthora infestans T30-4, 993 nucleotides. RefSeq lists its product as uncharacterized. Bases 1 to 993 code for a protein of 330 amino acids. The record is from RefSeq and is a predicted model, not a curated record. The transcript has 3 exons. Lineage: Eukaryota; Oomycota; Peronosporomycetes; Peronosporales; Peronosporaceae. Gene Ontology annotation, molecular function: chloride channel activity.
AUGAUCUACUACGACACGUCGCACUUGUGGGCCGUGUUAAUGCGCUGGCAUGGGUCUGCAUUAAACGGCCAAGCUCCGAUGCGUGCUUUCAUUAUGGCCAUGAUCGCGUUGGUUGUUGCUGUUGUGAAUCGCUAUCACCCUUUUGUGGUUCCUACACGAGAAUCGACAGCAUUUACCGACUCACUCACUGUGUUUAACACAUUUCUCGGUCUGAUCGUCUCCUUCCGCAUGAACUCGGCGUUCUCACAGUGGCGGGCUGGUGUGGUCGCCGUGGGGUCACUAUCAGAAGCAGCGCGUGAUAUUGUAGGCUCAGGCUGCGCGUACGCAUCAAACAUUCCUCAAGAUGUCCUCGAGAAGUGCACGUUCUUCACUGAACUGCGUCGUCUAGUAUUCCUCUAUAUUGCCAUCGUGUUCCACGAUUGUCGUGGCUUGGACGGGAUCGACAAACUGAAGGAGGCGGGCGUGCUUACGGACGCUGAAUACGACGAACUCUACGCAUGCGGAUCGGAACACAAGAUGCAGGUAGAGGACAAGGAGUCUUACAGAGCAAUAGUUCGCCGUACCCCUCACAAGCUACGCGCCACGAUCACAGAGCUGUGGCUAAAGCGACUUGUACAAGUUGCUACGAAUCGAGGACACCUAACGUUACCGAACGCGAACGCUCUCCAGCUCAAGCUCGCACGACUGCCCAACCUGUACACAACGGUGUUCAACAUUGCCAACGUCCCGAUCCCAUUCAACUACAUGCAGUAUCUGCAGUUUCUGCUUACUGCGUAUAUGCUGCUCUAUACAUUUGUUAUUGUGCCGAGGUCUGGGUUGUACACACCUCUAUGGGUAUUCAUGUGGGGGACAUUUCUGUUCAUGGCGGACGAAGUUGCCAUGGAGAUCGAGUGUCCAUUUGGACUUGACGCGAAUGAUAUCGACUUGGAGGCGCGGCUUCUGCAGAUUGAGGAAGAGCUCACAGUGUUGAUCCGUAGUCAAUACUACUUCUGA